UUUUGCGUUAGGAAAGAUACCAUAACUUAUGAGGUGGCUUUCCCGUCGUCAUCAGUAUUUUUUCCCAGAAUAAAACACACAUCUUUCAACAACAUGUUUGAAGUUACUGAUACUCAGAAGAUUGGAAUCGGUCUUUCAGGCUUUGGAAUGUUCUUUUUGUUCCUUGGAGUUGUCUUUUUAUUUGACAAGGGAUUACUUGCUCUUGGAAACAUCCUUUUCCUCUGUGGUCUGGCAUUUGUGAUUGGUCUUGGAAGGACGUUCGCAUUCUUCUUCCAACCACACAAACUUAAAGGAACAGGUUUCUUUCUUGGAGGGAUAUUCAUUGUUUUAAUUGGCUGGCCUUUAAUCGGCAUGAUCAUCGAGACCUAUGGCUUCUUUGUAUUAUUUGGAGGAUUUUUCCCUGUGGCAAUAAAUUUCUUGAGGAGAGUUCCGGUUAUUGGAACGAUAAUGAAUUUACCUGGACUUAGUGCUUUCUUCAGUAGAUUUGAACAGCACAACACCAAUGUAUAACUCACCUAGAUGAUCCUGUGAGAAUGUCAACAUUCUGGCCUGUAUUCUUGAAAGCUGCAUAACUUAACAGAAAUUUACACUUUAAAGAGCAACAACUACUAUAUACUAUUGUGUCAAGGAAGACGUUUUAGCCAAAUUCUUUCAUAACAGUAGGCACUCUAGACAUGUAGAAUUCCAGUUCCUACAGAUUAGUACAACCUUGGUCAUCGGAUUCAGUCGGACUUGCCCAUGUUCCAUUGACAUUCACCACACCCUGGGGAGUAUACCAGCUUGUUGCAAGGCACUCACAAUGAUGGACAAUCUGUAGUGACUUUCACACCUUCUCCACUCCCUGGAGAGUAUUUCAACCAGUUUCCAUACACGGCACUCACAAUGAUGGACAAUCUGUAGUGACUUUUACAUCCUCCGCCACUCCCUGGGGAGUAUUCCAAUGAGAAUACUUUUUGAGGUGCUGAUAAUGCUGGAAAAGAGUGAUUUUCAAAUCCUCCACUACUCCUUGAGGAGUAAACCAUCCCAGUUACCAUGCAAGGAGCUCACAAUCAUGGACAACUUGUAGUGACUUUCACAACCUCCUCCACUCCCUGGGGAGUGUUCUAACCAAUUUCCAUACAUGAUGCUCACAAUGCUGGACAAUCUACAACAACCCUUCUCACUCCCUGGGGAGUAUUCCAACCAGUUACAAUGUGAGGUACUCACAAUCCUGGAUACCAAUCUAUGAUUCUUAAUACAUAUCAGAGUUCUUCAACUUUGUCUGAACCUAUGUCUGUCUUCAUGUUCAAUUUUACUUACCCCUUGAAAUCAGUACCGAUACCCAAUCUCCAAUAAAGUGACUUAAGAUCUGUUUCUUUCCUGAAUAUAGGCCUGAUAAUUAGAUAGCAAUGUAUGUUAUUUGUGUAGAUAUAUAUUUGUAGGUUGUUUACUUUUACUUGCCCAGAGGAAUGUCACAUCACAUGUUUAUGUAUUUUUACAUGCAACUGUUCUUAUUCUGCCCCAGGGGGGCAGCGCCAGGUAUUUUGAUGGGGGGGGGGGUAAGAAGAUGACCCAUUUUUUCUUCUUUAUUGAAUGAAAGGGGUAACAUACAGUUACAU
This is a messenger RNA of Lytechinus variegatus (green sea urchin), 1598 nucleotides long. RefSeq names its product vesicle transport protein GOT1B-like (gene golt1b). The record is from RefSeq and is a predicted model, not a curated record. Lineage: Eukaryota; Metazoa; Echinodermata; Echinoidea; Temnopleuroida; Toxopneustidae. Bases 94 to 510 code for a protein of 138 amino acids. The transcript has 6 exons. Gene Ontology annotation, biological process: retrograde transport, endosome to Golgi; endoplasmic reticulum to Golgi vesicle-mediated transport. Gene Ontology annotation, cellular component: membrane; endoplasmic reticulum.